CGUUCAGGAGAUAUGGGCACAGAGGAUUACAGCCAGAGUUUCAUGUCCAUCACAUCGCCAAACUCGUCGUAUGGCCCUCUCACGCCCUCGGCUUUUUCUGAUUAUGAGGGCCAUUCCAGCUUGUCCGCCAGGGAGGUAAUCGGCAACGAGCUCCCCAACCAGUGGUCUCCAUUUUGGUCAGCGACUUCUCCGUUAUUCGACACCGACGCUAAUAUCCUGCCGCCCGGAGACGCUCUUGCUAGCCGUAGCCACAGCCCCAUCCCGAGUUCAUCAUCACUGGAUAUCCAGCCUUUUCAGGAUUCGCAGUCUUCAGCAACAGCCCUGCCGUACGACGGAUCAUCGGACCUUUUGAGGAGACAAAAGAGCAAUUCUCUAUCCCCAGAGGGACCUAUUGGCGGCCAAUUUCCUCUGCAUUUAGCCGCAAGGGGUGGGUAUAUAGGAACCAUAAGCCUCCUGAUUAGCAGAGGAGCUAGGCUAGACAUUAAAGACACAUAUGGGCGAACUGCGCUGCACUAUGCUGCUGAGGCUGGUCAAUUCGAGGCCGUGAGCAUGCUGCUCUCCCUGGGAGCGAACCCGUUUCUGGCGGACGGCGAGGGAUGUAGUAGCUUGCACGUAGCUGCUAGUAAGGGGCGAGAAGACAUAGUUCGGGUGUUGAUGGAGCGAGGGAUGGAUCCAAAUCUUGGAGUCGGCAGUGACAUUGAGGCAUCCUGA
Messenger RNA from Trichoderma atroviride IMI 206040, 711 nucleotides. RefSeq lists its product as uncharacterized. Gene Ontology annotation, biological process: regulation of DNA-templated transcription. The record is from RefSeq and is a predicted model, not a curated record. Gene Ontology annotation, molecular function: protein binding; DNA-binding transcription factor activity. NCBI's taxonomy places the organism in Eukaryota, Fungi, Ascomycota, Sordariomycetes, Hypocreales, Hypocreaceae.